ACCGAGAAGAGCCGGGCGGCCGGCCGGCCGCCAACCCGACCCGCGGACCGCGACAGCGGGACGGGCCGUGCCGCCGCCAUGACAGAGCAGACCUACUGUGACCGCCUGGUCCAGGACACACCUUUCCUCCUGGGCCGGGGACGCCUCAGUGAACAGCAGGUGGACAGGAUCAUCCUGCAGCUAAAUCGCUACUACCCCCAGAUCCUCAGCAACAAGGAUGCACAGAAGUUCCGGAACCCCAAGGCAUCGGUGCGCGUGCGGCUCUGCGACCUCCUGGGCCAUCUGCAGCGGAGCGGCGAGCGGGACUGCCAGGAGUUCUACCGGGCCCUGUACAUCCACGCGCAGCCCCUGCACGGCCUGCUGCCCAGCCGCCUCGCCCCGCAGCAUUCCGAUUGCACAGACCUAGACUCAGGCGCCAUGGGCCACGAGCUCAGUGACAGGGGUAACCGCCUCCUCCUGUUCUCUCUCACCCCCUCCCCACCUCCCCCCGCUCCGGCUCGGGGCUGCUCCUUCGCUCCCUCUGCAUGGGCCCCGGGGUGCUUGCUGGGCGCCCCCAGGUCCACAAGCCGCCUGUCUCCCCAGGACCCGUGGCCUUCCUGGCCUGCCUCGGCCUGGCUGCGGGGCUGGCGCUCCUCGUCUACUGCUGCCCUGCAGACCCCAAGGUGCUGCCGGGGGCCCGGCGCGUCCUGGGCUUCUCGCCCGUCAUCGUGGACAGGCACGUCAGCCGCUUCCUGCUGGCCUUCCUCACGGACGCCCCGGGGGCGCUCUGACUCCCCCUCCACGCGGGAGAUGGCCCCGCCGGCCGCCACUUCUUUUCUAAAUGCUUGUUUUUCACUAUUUAUACUUUUUAAAGAAAGUUAUCUUCGCCUAACAAAGGUGUUCGACAUUAAAUGUUGGAGCCUUGUCACUUCUCUCAGGAAUGUUUUCUAGAUGAUUCCCACCAAG
Molecule: messenger RNA, 945 nt
Organism: Nyctereutes procyonoides (raccoon dog)
Lineage: Eukaryota; Metazoa; Chordata; Mammalia; Carnivora; Canidae
Gene: CARD19
Product: caspase recruitment domain family member 19
Exons: 5
Coding region: 79-930 (283 amino acids)
Cellular component (GO): mitochondrion
Source: RefSeq, a predicted model, not a curated record